This is a messenger RNA of Nelumbo nucifera (sacred lotus), 906 nucleotides long. Its product is annotated as profilin. Gene Ontology annotation, molecular function: actin monomer binding. Gene Ontology annotation, cellular component: cell cortex. Lineage: Eukaryota; Viridiplantae; Streptophyta; Magnoliopsida; Proteales; Nelumbonaceae. The record is from RefSeq and is a predicted model, not a curated record.
CGGAUGGGAUGAACGGUUGAAGGAGAAGUAGCGGGAUCCAUCCAUCGUGACCUCUACUCAUCUUCUCUCUCUUUAACCUCGUUCCAAAGCCUCUCUCAAUUCUCAAAUCGACCUCUAUUUAUUUGUUCUGUUCAUUUGAACUCCGAACGAGAAAGAAGAAACAAGAGGAACGCGCAAAACGCACGAGAAGAGAAAAACCAGAGGAGAAGGAACAGAAGACGAAGAGCAAAAAUGUCGUGGCAAUCUUAUGUUGACGAGCACCUAAUGUGCGACAUCGAGGGCCACCGCCUUUCCGCUGCUGCCAUUAUCGGUCACGACGGAAGCGUGUGGGCUCAGAGCGAGUCGUUUCCUCAGUUUAAGUCUGAGGAGAUCAAUGGUAUCAUGCAAGAUUUUGCUGAACCAGGCCACCUUGCCCCUACUGGCUUAUUUCUUGGAGGUACAAAAUACAUGGUUAUCCAAGGAGAGCAGGGAUCUGUCAUCCGUGGGAAGAAGGGAACUGGUGGCAUCACCAUAAAGAAGACCAAUCAAGCACUAAUUUUUGGUCUCUACGAAGAGCCCAUGACUCCUGGACAGUGCAAUAUGGUUGUUGAGAGGUUGGGAGAUUAUCUCGUUGAGCAGGGCCUGUAGGUCUGGAUCGUAAUCAUGGGUCCCUUUCUUUCUUUCUUUUUUGGAUUGUAAUUCCUUUUAUCAAUUUCUUCCUUCUAUGGCCGGGAAUGGCAAUGGAGGAUUUGCAGACAAUAACUGUGUGAAGAUGAACGGUUAUUUUGGAAUCCUAGGGUUUUUUAUUUAUUUAUUUUGUUUUAUUUUUUUGCAUUGUCACCAUAUUUUUCUGGAUUAUGGUUGUUCCUCCUUUCCACCCAAAAGUUUCUACUUGAGUUGAACAUUAAAGUCUUAUUGAUCUUUGAA